Episyrphus balteatus (marmalade hoverfly) is the source of this 1861-nucleotide messenger RNA. Its product is annotated as synaptotagmin-5. The record is from RefSeq and is a predicted model, not a curated record. The coding region runs from base 19 to 1488 and encodes 489 amino acids. NCBI's taxonomy places the organism in Eukaryota, Metazoa, Arthropoda, Insecta, Diptera, Syrphidae. Gene Ontology annotation, molecular function: calcium-dependent phospholipid binding; syntaxin binding; phosphatidylserine binding. The transcript is spliced from 8 exons. Gene Ontology annotation, biological process: regulation of calcium ion-dependent exocytosis; calcium-ion regulated exocytosis; regulation of dopamine secretion.
ACUGAAAAAUACACAAAAAUGGAUAUAAUAAUCAGACAAGAAGAAAUUUCGUUAGCUCAAGUCGCUUUGUACGCUUCAAUAUCAUUUAUGUUGGUUUCCCUUAUGGGUGCCCUCGCUUAUAUAACGUGUUCCAAGAAAUACCGUCUAAAUUGGUUUGAAAAAACUCUUCUCGAAUCAGCAAAUGACAACGAAGAAGCUAAUGACAGCCGCGAAGCUCUUGUCGGUGGACCAUCAGGAUACAACGUAGACUCAAUAAGUGAAUGUUCGCGAAAAGGAAAUAUUAGUCCAACAUCAAUAAAUGACGACCCAGCAUUUUGGGUGCCCCCUUUGAAGGGAAAUACCAAUACAUCCAAUCAAGUUCUAUCUUCAGCGGAUGAAUCUCCACCACCAACACCAACUUCACCCACUGGCAGCAACAAGUCGAUAUCUCUCUCAAUCUGCUCCGGUUCGGUGCCAAUUACUCGUUCUGACAAACAUGUUGUCCUUGGAAUGACUCCCGCACGACCUAAGGUUUCCUCAAUGAAUUCCAAAUUGGAUCAUACAAAAAUAGACAUGUCCUUGUAUAAAAGUAAUUCUUUACAAAAAUCAUUAUCGACACCGUCAAAUGAAGAAAUUCGAGGAACCAUUAAUUUGAACAUCCUUUACGAUCCCAUUGCCGGCAUAUUGUCGGUGAGACUCAUUGAAGCACAAAAUCUUCAGCCACGAGAUUUCAGUGGGACAGCAGAUCCUUAUGCCAAAGUUCGUCUAUUGCCGGACAAAAAGAAUGUCUGGCAAACUAGGAUUCAUAAGAAGACAUUAAAUCCUGUUUUCGAUGAAGACUUUGUUUUCGAAGAACACGCAACUGUCAUCGAGAAGAGAACACUUGAAGUGCUGCUCUACGAUUUCGAUGCAUAUUCUCGUCACGUUUGUAUCGGAGGUGCUCAGCUGCCACUAGCCAACAUGGAUUUAUCAGAUAAAGUUCAACUUUGGACUCAAUUAGGAUCUUGUGCUGAACAGGACUCCAAAAUAGAUUUGGGUGAUUUGAUGAUUUCACUAGCCUAUCUUCCUUCAGCCGAACGUCUAACAGUUGUUAUGAUUAAAGCUCGUAAUCUUCGAGUCGUCGAUGACACUCGCAACUCUUCAGAUCCUUAUGUUAAAGUUACCCUAAUUAGUGGUGGGAAGAAAAUCAAGAAACGUAAAACUGGCGUUGUACGAAAUACUGUGAAUCCUGUUUACAAUGAAGCAUUAACAUUUGAUGUUUCAAAGGAUUUAUUAAAAAAUUCAAUUUUAGAAUUCACUAUUGUUCAUGAUGGUCUCUUAGGAUCAAGUGAAAUUCUCGGACGUGCUAUUAUUGGAAAUUCACCAGAAGUUCGUUUGGAAGAGAAAAUGUUCUUCGAUGAAAUGUUCCGUUCUAAGAGUGCCACAGCACAAUGGGUUCCUUUGCAGGAAGUCUUAAGUAGACCAUCAGGAACAACAAACCAAUCCCAAGGACAAGGAAAAGGAUAUUAGAUAACACACAAAACCAACAAAAUCAUGUGUGGCAUUUUUACAGGAAAAAUUCAAUUAGUAUUGUGCGAACUUUGCUUAUGAUGAUGAAACAUAUUGCAUAAGUUGCAUUCAUAUAACGAUGUUUGUAUAAAGAAGUCUUAAAAUGAAACAAAGCUUCCAAAUUGCAGGUUUUUAUUUUAGAAUAGAAGAGAAACAAAACAAAUUGAUGAAACAUUUCUCAUUGAUUCCACUAUCAGGAUUUCAUAGGGUUUCAGUAAGCAAAUGAUUGGGUAAAUUAUAAAUAGAACUUGCUUUUUUUUGUUAUAGAAAAUUAAAACAAAAAAGAAAAUAAAUACAUUUUAUGCAAUGUACACAAAUACUACACAACACAGGU